AUUCCAAGUGCACAGCCGUUCACGCCAUCAUCAGCAGAGGCCACUGACCAGUGACUGAGUGACAUCAGGCUUACACAACAAUGGCCUCGUCGUGCCUCGUCUUCCUCCUCCCGGUGCUCUGCCUGGGAAUGCUUCAGGCGCUCCCGACUUCCAGCGCGGCCCGCGCCUUCUUCGUGUUCGGGGACUCCCUCGUUGACAACGGCAACAACAACUACCUGAUCACCGAGGCCCGGGCCGACUCACCGCCCUACGGCAUCGACACGCCGGACCACCGCGCGACGGGGCGCUUCAGCAACGGCAAGAACGUGCCCGACAUCAUCAGUGAGCACCUCGGCUCAGAGCCAUUGCUGCCGUACCUGAGCCCCGAGCUCGAUGGCCACAAGCUGCUCGUCGGUGCUAACUUCGCGUCGGCCGGCGUCGGGAUCCUUAAUGACACCGGAAUCCAAUUCGCCAACAUCAUCCACAUCUCGAAGCAGCUGCUGUACUUCGCUCAGUACCAGAAGCGGCUGAGCUCGCUGAUCGGCGAGGGGCAGACAGCGCGGCUGGUGAACGGUGCGCUGGUGCUCAUCACCCUCGGCGGCAACGACUUCGUGAACAACUACUACCUGGUGCCCUACUCCGCGCGCUCCCGCGAGUUCUCGCUGCCCGACUACAUCACCUACAUCGUCUCCGAGUACAAGCAGAUCCUCAAGAGGAUGUACGAUCUGGGCGCGCGUCGCGUGUUGGUGCAGGGCGUGGGUCCGAUCGGCUGCGUGCCGGCGGAGUUGGCGUUGCACAGCCUGGACGGGAGAUGCGACCCGGAGCUGCAGCGCGCUUCGGCGAUGUACAACCCGCGGCUGAUGGCGAUGCUGGCCGAGCUGAACGCCCAGGUCGGCGGCGACGUGUUCGUGGGCGUGAACACGCAGCGGAUCCACAACGACUUCAUCGACGACCCCAAGGCGUACGGCUUCGCGACGGCCACGGAGGCAUGCUGCGGGCAGGGGCGGUUCAACGGGAUGGGCCUCUGCACCAUGGUCUCCAACCUCUGCAACGACCGCGACAUCUACGUCUUCUGGGACGCCUUCCACCCCACCGAGCGCGCCAACCGGCUCAUCGUCCAGCAGUUCAUGACAGGGUCCAUCGACUACAUCAACCCCAUGAACCUCAGCACCAUCCUCGCCGUCGACAAGAUGAACCAGCAGCUGCGCACAUGAUUACUUUCGUUGAUCGAUCAGAAAAUUACGUGCAUCUGGAGCUUCAUUCUUGCAUUGCAAUCUGCAUGCUUGUUUGAUCUCGACUUUCUUGAGGGUGGUUGUCAUCAGUAUGUAGUCCUAAAGUGUCAGGUUCAGAUUCGGUUGCUGAGACGUGAUCUCUGCAGGUUAUGUCCGUGUUGAGCAUGUGUACCCAAUCACAGGCUUCUAUAAUUCUUCAGAAUUCAGCUUUUCUUCUUCUUUUAAUAAAUCCUAUAUAGCUUCCAGAUCAUCUAUCAGCUAGUAAUUCCACUAGCUAGUGUUGUGGUUUUCCUUGAUUUGUAAUAUUAAGCUCCAUCAGUAA
Phragmites australis (common reed) is the source of this 1533-nucleotide messenger RNA. RefSeq names its product GDSL esterase/lipase At5g33370-like. The coding region runs from base 81 to 1193 and encodes 370 amino acids. The record is from RefSeq and is a predicted model, not a curated record. Gene Ontology annotation, molecular function: hydrolase activity, acting on ester bonds. NCBI's taxonomy places the organism in Eukaryota, Viridiplantae, Streptophyta, Magnoliopsida, Poales, Poaceae. The transcript is spliced from 4 exons.